Molecule: messenger RNA, 4559 nt
Organism: Hypanus sabinus (Atlantic stingray)
Lineage: Eukaryota; Metazoa; Chordata; Chondrichthyes; Myliobatiformes; Dasyatidae
Product: gastrula zinc finger protein XlCGF26.1-like
Exons: 4
Coding region: 2099-3823 (574 amino acids)
Biological process (GO): regulation of transcription by RNA polymerase II
Cellular component (GO): nucleus
Molecular function (GO): DNA-binding transcription factor activity, RNA polymerase II-specific; RNA polymerase II transcription regulatory region sequence-specific DNA binding
Source: RefSeq, a predicted model, not a curated record
AGUCUCCUCGGCCCACGGUACACGGUACACGGAAGCACAACGAAUGUGUGUGGCUGUCACUUCGUAUAAUCCAUAGGAGUGGGUUUUGGAAUAUCUUGUGUUAACCCUUGCCUGGGUAUGUUGUGUGGUAACCCCGGGAAGACGGUAUUCCUCUGUCAGGUCACUUUCGCUGAUAACUCGUCUGUGGACGGAUUCAACGGAUAAGAACUUCGUCGACGGUUAUUUUGAAGUAACGGCCUUUUCUUUACGUUUCACCAUGGAUUACAAGCAUCUCUCUCCCAUCAUUUAUUCCGUAGAUUACUGAAUUUUCCUACUUUACCAUUUAAAGACUCUAAGCUUUGUUCCCUCAGACUCGAUAGUCUGGGAAAUACAUUUACACACAUAUACACUUAACACUGUUAACUUUCCUUUAUUUCGUUGUUACUAUAUUAUAAAUAGAUACUAAUAAAGAGAGUGAUUUUAACAUCAAAACCAGACUCCAGUGUGAACUCUAUUGCUGCUGGUUCGUUUCUAAAACGUUGCAGCUCGUAACACAGUUUUAUAAAACUAGUUAGACCACAUCUGGAGUGUUUCAUACAGUUCUGGUCGCCCCCAUUCUCGAAAGGAUGUCGGGGCUUUGGACAGGGCACAGAAGAGGUUUACCAGGACACUGCCUGGAUUAGAGGGCAUGAGCUAUAACGAGAGGCUGGACAAACUUGUGUUGUUUUCUCCAGAGCGGCGCGGGCUGGGGUGAGACUGGAUGGACGUUUAUAAGAUUACGAGAGGAAUAGAUUGAGUGGACAGACGAUAUAUUUUCCUGGGGGUUGAAAUGUCUAAUACAUUUAAGGUGAGAGGAGAUGUGAGCGGCAAGUUUGCUUCUUUCCACUGACUAAUGAGUAGCUGGAGUCUCUGCCUUGGGGGGAGGGGGGAGGUGUCACCAAUCCUGACGAGUAAUCCCAUUUGCCCCUCCCAUUUAACCGCAGCAUCUGCGUGGCCCCGCCUCCCGAUGAUGUAACAAUCUCUUCGCGCAUGUUCACAGUCUCCGGGUGGACGGUGUUAUCCUCUCCGCUCAGAGCUGAAGUGGGUCGGCCGUGUGUUCGGGAAAGACUUUCGUCUCUUCCGUCGGGAUCACUGUCUGCGGGCCGAAGAUAUCACUUCAAUACUUCGGUAUUGAGACCGAUCCCGAGCGGGGAGAUCUGAUGUUGGCCGUGAGCCCGGAACUGAGGGCCAGUUAAUCAUCUAUUUUCCAGCUAUCUGGGCUCGUCAGAAAUGUGUCGACUUAACUUAAUCUGCAUUGAACGAUCCAAACCAGGAGCCCAGGCUGUCUGUUUCAGCAGAAUUGAAAUGGAAGACUCGCAGACAGGUCACUUGUGUCUUGUGCCGCAGAUUCGCCCCGCCUCCGCUUUGUGACGCCAGAUCACGUGGUUGAUUUUGGCCACUGACUGUGUUCAGUUAAAACUGCGGUGAGAGAUUUAUUGGAAGAAAACGCAUGACUGAAGACGAGGGAACAGCAACAUGUGAACCAGCCCGAGGAUUGAGAGCACUGACUGGAGAGGACCCAUAUGACUCGGAGAUUCCAGUGAUUCAGUCAGGAGAAAGUUUGGUUGCUGGAGAAUUUGCAAGUGGGAAGAAGUGGAAUGAUAUUUGGAAAUCUGACUUGUUAAAGCAUAACUUAGCAAGCAAACAACAUAUGGACAAUAUGCAAAAACUUUGGUUAAAAACGGGAAGGAAUAUGUCUCCAGGAACCUCAAACACGGCACAACAAUUUAUUUGUCUCUGUCUAGAUAUUUAAGAAGUGGAGCAAGGGAUUCAAUCGACCAUCCUUCCUGCUCAGACUGUGGGGAGUGAUUCUCUUGGUCAUCUGACCAACUAGCAAGCCGGGCAUUUUACACAGGAGAGAGGCCGUUCACCCGCACAGACAGUGGGAAUGGAUUCACUCGGUCAUUUCAACUGAAGGUACAUCAGCAAUUUCACACUGGGCAAGGCCAUUCAUCUGUUCUGUGUGUGAGAAAGGAUUCUAUCGGGCAUCCCACCUGUGGACACACCAGUCAGAUGACACUGGGCAGAGCUGGUCAUCUGCUGAAUUUCGGGGAAGGGAUUCUUUCGGUCAUCUGACCUAAUGGCACACCAGCGUGUUCAAACCAGGGGGCAGGCAUUCACCUGCUCAGUCUGUGGGAAGGGAUUCACUGCAUCAUCCAACCUACAGAGACAUCAGCGAGUUCACACUGGGGAGAAGCCAUUCACCUGCUCAGUCUGUGGGAAGGGAUUCACUCAGUCAUCCCACCUACAGAGUCAUCAGCGAGUUCACACUGGGGAGAAGCCGUUCACCUGCUCAGUCUGUGGGAAGGGAUUCUCUCAGUCAUCCAACCUACAGAAUCAUCAGCGAGUUCACACUGGGGAGAAGCCGUUCACCUGUUCAGAAUGUGGGAUAGGAUUCACUCAGUCAUCCCAACUACUGGCACAUCAGUCAGUUCAUAAUGGUGAGUGGCCAUUCACCUGCUCAGUCUGUGGGAAGGGAAUCACUCAGUCAUCCAACCUACAGAGUCAUCAGCGAGUUCACACUGGGGAGAGGCCGUUCACCUGCUCAGUCUGUGGGAAGGGAUUCACUCAGUCAUCCCAACUACAGAAUCAUCAGCGAGUUCACACUGGGGAGUGGCCGUUCACCUGCUCAGAAUGUGGGAAAAGAUUCACUCAGUCAUCCACCCUACAUAGUCAUCAGCGUGUUCACACUGGGGAGAGGCCAUUCACUUGCUCAGUCUGUGGGAAGGGAUUCUCUCACUCAUCCACCCUACAGAGACACCAGCGAGUUCACACUGGGGAGAGGCCAUUCUCCUGCUCAGUCUGUGGGAAGGGAUUCACUCAGUCAUCCAUCCUACGGAGUCAUCAGCGAGUUCACACUGGGGAGAAGCCGUUCACCUGCUCAGUCUGUAUGAAGGGAUUCACUCAGUUAUCCAGCCUACAGAGUCAUCAGCGAGUUCACACUGGGGAGAAGCCAUUCACCUGCUCAGUCUGUGGGAAGGGAUUCACUCGGUCAUCCAUCCUACAGAGUCAUCAGCGAGUUCACACUGGGGAGAAGCCGUUCACCUGCUCAGUCUGUAUGAAGGGAUUCACUCAGUUAUCCAGCCUACAGAGUCAUCAGCGAGUUCACACUGGGGAGAAGCCAUUCACCUGCUCAGACUGUGGGAAGAGUUUCACUCGGUCAUCCCAACUACUGGCACACCAGUCAGUUCAUACUGGGGAGAAGCCAUACACCUGCUCAGUCUGUGGGAAGGGAUUCUCUGAGUCAUCCAGAUUACAGAGUCAUCAACGAGUUCAUACUGGGGAGAAGCCAUUCACCUGCUCAGACUGUGGGAAGGGAUUCACUCAGUCAUCCAAUCUACAGAAUCACCAGCGAGUUCACACUGGGGAGACGCCGUUCACCUGCUCAGUCUGUGGGAAGGGAUUCACUCGGUCAUCCCACCUACAGAAUCAUCAGCGAGUUCACACUGGGGAGAAGCCAUUCAUCUGCUCAGAAUGCGGGAAGGGAUUCACUCAGUCAUCCACCCUACUGAGUCACCAGCGAGUUCACACUGGGGAGAAGCCAUUCACCUGCACAGUAUGUGGGAAGGGAUUCACUCGUUCAUCCACCCUACAGAGUCAUCAGCGAGUUCACAUUGGGGAGAAGCUGUUCACCUGCUCAGUCUGUGGGAAGGGAUUCACUCAGUUAUCCAGCGUACAGAGUCAUCAGCGAUUUCACACUAGGGAGAAGCCGUUCACCUGCUCAGACUGCGGGAAAGGAUUCACUCAGUCAUCACAACUACUGGCACACCAGUCAGUUCACAGUGGGGACUGGUCGUUGUUAUGAAUCCCUGGGUUUCGUUUGCUGUGGACUGUCAUUUUAAGAGAGAGAGACAGGCAUUAGGAUGCCGACUCAGUCUGACUUGCAGCUUGUUUUCAUUGCUCGCAGCUUGUUUAAUUUUAACCGAGGACACAGACACUCAGAGUCAGACGGAGACAAAGGAGGAAAAAUGGAAGGAUCGAAACCAGGGAACUAGUGGCCAAGGGUCACUGUUUGGAACUUUCCUAUGCCCACAAGGAUGGGUUAAUUAUUGAUUCACCGUACAUCGAAUGUGUCAUUGUCACCUCAUUUGAUCCUUAAGAGUGGAUCGGAUUUGGCGCAUCCUGUGGAGACCACUUAUGUGUUAACCCUUGCCUGGCUGUGGUGUGGCAGUUCACGAAGACGAUACCGCUUGUGACAAGUCACUUUCGAUGAUAAUUUGUAUGUGGAUUUGGAACGAUGAUGUACAAAAUCUCCAGCAACUCUUCUCUCGUUUUACCACCGUGGAACCUGUGCAAUUCUACAUAUUUGCCUUCUCUCGCCAUUUACCCUGGAUUAUAAGUCUCUCCCUCUCAUCGCCUAUUCUGUAGUUGAACUGAACUUUAAUGCUUUAUCAUCUCAACACUGUAAGCCUUGUUUCCCCCGAGCUCAAUAGUUUGGGAGUUAUAUUUACACACAUUUAUAAAUGUAACACUAUUAACUUCUGUUUAUCUUGUUUAAGUUGCAAUUUUACAAGAAGAUUCUAAUAAAGACAGAUUUAACA